Chaetura pelagica (chimney swift) is the source of this 2691-nucleotide messenger RNA. RefSeq names its product Smith-Magenis syndrome chromosome region, candidate 8 (gene SMCR8). Gene Ontology annotation, cellular component: guanyl-nucleotide exchange factor complex. Lineage: Eukaryota; Metazoa; Chordata; Aves; Apodiformes; Apodidae. The transcript is spliced from 2 exons. The annotation marks the transcript as partial. Gene Ontology annotation, molecular function: GTPase activator activity. The record is from RefSeq and is a predicted model, not a curated record.
CCCUUCGCCAGCCCCGGCGCUAACCCCUGGGCCAAGGUCGCCGGCUCCAAGUUCACCCGGGACUUCAUCCUCAUCUCCGAGUUCUCGGAGCAGGUGGGGCCUCAGCCCCUCCUGACCAUCCCCGAUGAUGCCAAAGUGUCGGGCACUUUCGAUCUCAAUUAUUUUUCCCUUCGGAUCAUGUCUGUGGAUUACCAGGCCUCCUUCGUGGGGCACCCUCCCGGCUCUGCCUACCCCAAGCUGAACUUUGUGGAGGAUUCCAAAGUGGUGCUGGGGGACUCCAAGGAAGGGGCCUUUGCCUACGUCCACCACUUGACUCUCUACGACCUCGAAGCCCGGGGCUUCGUGAGGCCCUUCUGCAUGGCCUACAUCUCUGCUGAUGAGCACAAAAUCAUGCAGCAGUUCCAGGAACUCUCUGCUGAGUUUUCCAAAGCCUCCGAAUGCCUAAAGACAGGAAACAGGAAAGCUUUUGCUAAUGAACUGGAAAAGAAACUGAAAGAUCUGGACUACACCAGGACCGUCCUGCACAAUGAAACCGAGAUACAGAAGAAAGCCAAUGACAAAGGGUAUUACACAACCCAAGCCAUUGAGAAGGCCAAUGAGCUGGCCAGCGUGGAGAAGUCAAUCAUUGAGCACCAAGAUCUGCUGAAACAAAUCCGGUCGUAUCCCUACAGGAAGUUAAAGGAGUCUGACUUCCACCCCUAUGAGCCAGAGUCUCUGCUGGAUCAGUCUGACACCAGCUGUGACCAGGGCCCCACUACCUCCGACGUCCCCGAGCCUGGUGAAACGCCCCUGUUUGCCCACCUGCCAUCCUACACCCCCAAGCUCAUCAAAGCCAAAUCUGCCAAAUGCUUUGACAAGAAGCUGAAGACACUGGAGGAGCUCUGUGAUAUUUAUUUUUUCACUCAAACCCUUGACCAGUUGCAUCAGAUCGAGAGGACUUUCAGAGGUGAUGUCUGCUACCUCCUGACUGACCAGAUCAGCAAGGCUCUCUUGAAGCAACAAAGUGUCACUAACUUCCUCUUUGAGGACGUGUCUUUUCUGGAUGAAAAGACACCUGAAAAACAGAGCAGAGGCUGCCAGGGGCUCAGUCAAGAUGCUGUUGAUAGAAAAUGUUUGGAAGAGUCCCCUGCUCCUAAAGUGGUCAUCAGCCUGGGAUCCUACAAGUCCAGCGUGGAGAGCGUUCCCAUCAAGAUGGAGCAGGACAUAGAGGACUCCCAAGAACCCCAAACGACCGGGUCGGUCACUUUUGAACAGCAGGACAACCUGGACUAUCUCGACGCGGAUAUUAAAGGCAGCAUCAGCAGCGGUGAGAGCAUCGAGGUUCUGGGGACGGAGAAACCCACCUCAGGCCUGACGAAAUCGGAGAGCCAGGCCAGCCUCCCUGUCAGCCCCAGCCCCCAGGGGGGCCGCAGCAAGGUGGGCAGCCGACGGACCGUCAGCGAGGACAGCAUCGAGGUUCUCAGCAGCUGUCCCUCCGAGGCACUCAUCCCGGAGGAUUUCAAAGCCAGCUACCCAAGUGCCAUUAACGAGGAACCUUACGUGGAUGGUGAAGAGGGAGGCCUUCGUUUCACCCCCAAACUAAACCUGGAUGACACCGACGAGCAGGAAGAUGUUUUGAACCAGGAGAACUUGGAGCAGGUUGAUUCUGCCUGUUGUAUCGGGAAGGAGAGUCCCGGUUUCCUGGAGCCCCUGUCUGCACUGGGCCAGAAGCCCUGCGAGGAGGAUGGGGUGGUGAGGAUCCCCCCGCAGCCGUACCGGGCUGAGCCGGGGCUGCACGGGGGUUUCCCCUCCCAUGAUGGCAUCUCGGGGGGGCUCCUUCCUUACGAGCUCGACUCGCGCUACCUGGCGGGCAACAGGGAGGUCAGCAAGAGCAGCCUGGACGAGUGCUCUGAUUCCACCAGCUACAUCAGCAGUGCUGCCUCCACCUGCUCUGACCGGACCCCUUCUCCUGCCCACCUCUCCCGCCAGGCGAGCGAGAGGCACAAGAAGAAGGCGGGGCAGAACGCGCUGCGGUUCAUCCGGCAGUACCCCUUCGCCCACCCUGCCAUCUUCUCCCUGCUCAGUGGCAGGACCCUGGUGGUGCUGGGGGAAGAGGAAGCCAUAGUCAAGAAGCUGGUGACGGCGCUCUCCAUCUUCGUGCCCAACUGUGGCAUGGACGUCAAGCCCGUCAAGCACUGGGUUGCUUCCCCUCUGCACCUCGUGGAUUUCCAGAAGUGGAAGUUGAUCGGACUCCAGAGGGUGGUGUCCCCUGCUGGGGUGAACGUGCUGCACGCCCUGAGCCGGUACAGCCGGUACCUCAGCAUCCUGGACGCUGACAGCAAGACCCUGCGCUGCCCGCUCUACAAGGGCACCCUGGUGUCCCGGCUGGCCGACCACCGCACCCAGAUCAAACGGGGAAGCACCUACUAUAUGCACGUCCAAAGUAUCCUCACCCAGCUGUGUUCAAAAGCCUUCCUCUUCGCCUUCUGCCAUCAUUUGCACCUUCCCAUCAGCGAAAGGGAACCGGAGGAAUCUGUUGUGAAUCGCAGGAUGAACUUUCUGAAGCUUCAGCUGGGCCUUGCCAACGAAGAUGUCAAGAUUGUUCAGUAUUUAGCUGAGCUGCUGAAGCUGCAGUACAUUCAGGAACCCGACCAGGGGGUGAACCCUCUGCUCAGAUUUGACUAUGUUCCCAGCUUUUUGUACAAAAUCUAG